Messenger RNA from Drosophila eugracilis, 2903 nucleotides. RefSeq names its product cytoplasmic aconitate hydratase (gene Irp-1B). Bases 108 to 2807 code for a protein of 899 amino acids. The transcript is spliced from 10 exons. Gene Ontology annotation, biological process: citrate metabolic process; tricarboxylic acid cycle. Gene Ontology annotation, molecular function: 4 iron, 4 sulfur cluster binding; aconitate hydratase activity. Gene Ontology annotation, cellular component: mitochondrion; cytosol. NCBI's taxonomy places the organism in Eukaryota, Metazoa, Arthropoda, Insecta, Diptera, Drosophilidae. The record is from RefSeq and is a predicted model, not a curated record.
CUACAAAACGUAUAUAACAGGGAAGAGAAUAAAGUACAUUUAAUAAAAGUCGUUACUUCAUAUACAGUGUAACAUCAGUGAAGUUGUAAAGUAAAAAAUACAUUAAAAUGCCUGGGCCAAAUCCAUUUAUCAAGUUCCAGAAAUCAUUCUCUCAGAGUGGCACAUUAUACAAAUACUUCGAUUUGGCUGCUAUUGAUAGCAAAUACAAUCAAUUGCCCUACUCUAUCCGAGUGCUUUUGGAGUCGGCGGUGCGCAAUUGUGAUAACUUUAAUGUCUUGGAGAAAGAUGUGCACAGCAUCUUGAACUGGUCCCCGGCCAUCAAGCAAGGAUCCAAUGAUGUGGAAGUGUCAUUUAAGCCAGCCAGAGUAAUUCUGCAUGAUUACACUGGUGUCCCUGCCAUGGUGGACAUUGCUGCCAUGCGCGACGCUGUCUUGAAACUGGGUGGUAAUCCCGAGAAAGUAAAUCCCAUCUGUCCAUCCGUUAUGGUCAUAGAUCACUCUGUGCCAGUGGAAUUUCAUCGCUCUGCAGAUGCCAUGAAGAAGAACUUAGUUGUGGAAUUCCAAAGAAACAAGGAGCGUUACACCUUCACAAAGUGGGCUUCCAAAGCUUUUAAUAACAUGUUUUGUGUCCCCCCUGGCUCUGGUAUUAUCCAUCAAAUUAAUUUGGAGUACCUUGCCCAUGUUGUUGUUGAAGAGGAUAACAAGGAUGGUUCCAAGACCCUGUUUCCGGACAGUGUUGUGGGCACUGAUUCCCACACCACGAUGAUCAACGGACUGGGAAUUGUUGGUUGGGGAGUAGGAGGAAUUGAAGCAGAAGCCACAAUGCUGGGGCAAUCCAUUCCCAUGUUGUUGCCCGAAGUCAUCGGCUAUAAAUUGGAGGGAAAACUCAAUCCACUUUGUACCUCCACCGAUUUGGUAUUGACCAUUACCAAAGACCUUCGUCAACUGGGAGUUGUGGGCAAGUUUGUGGAAUUCUUUGGCCCUGGAGUGUCGGAGCUCAGUCUUGCCGAUAGGGCAACCAUCAGUAACAUGUGUCCCGAAUAUGGAGCAACUGUAGGAUACUUCCCUGUGGACGAGAACACUUUAAGUUACCUGAAGCUAUCUAACCGCUCCGAUAAGAAGAUAUCGAUCAUUCGGGAGUAUUUGAAGGCUACUCGACAGUUACGCAAUUUCGAUAAUCAGUCGGAAGAUCCGAAGUUCACGCAGGUUGUCUCAUUGGACCUUGCCACUGUGGUUUCUUCAGUUUCUGGACCCAAGCGACCACACGAUCGCGUUUCCGUUUCAGAAAUGGCAGAGGAUUUCAAGUCUUGUCUGAUCAGUCCAAUUGGAUUCAAGGGCUUUGCUAUUACCCCGAAGGCACUAACUGAUGUUGGAGAACUGCAAUGGGAAGAUGGCAAGACCUACAAUCUGCAUCACGGAUCUGUAGUCCUUGCAGCUAUUACAUCCUGUACAAAUACUUCCAAUCCCUCUGUAAUGUUGGGUGCUGGUCUCUUGGCCAAAAGGGCCGUUGAAAAGGGACUCGAUGUGUUGCCCUAUAUCAAGACGUCUUUGUCGCCUGGAUCUGGAGUGGUUACCUAUUAUCUGCAGGAAUCUGGUGUCAUUCCCUAUCUGGAGAAAUUGGGAUUCAACAUUGUGGGCUAUGGCUGCAUGACUUGCAUCGGCAAUUCUGGACCUCUGCACGAGAAAGUGGUGAAUGCUAUCGAGGAUAAUAAUCUGGUCUGCGCUGGAGUUUUAUCUGGAAACCGGAACUUCGAGGGUCGUAUCCAUCCAAACACCAGAGCAAACUAUUUGGCCAGUCCUCUGUUGGUCAUUGCUUACGCUAUUGCCGGGCGUGUGGACAUUGAUUUCGAGAAGGAACCUCUUGGCGUGGAUGCCAAUGGGAAGAAUGUGUUCUUGCGCGACAUUUGGCCAACCCGAUCAGAGAUCCAGGAAGCUGAGAACAAAUAUAUCAUUCCUGCCAUGUACAGGGACACCUACAGCAAGAUUGAAGAGGGUACUGAGGAAUGGCAGUCGUUGGAGAUUCCGGAUGGUAAACUCUUCUCCUGGGACCCUGAGUCCACCUAUAUCAAGUGUCCUCCCUUUUUCGAUGGCAUGACCCGCGAAAUUCCCAAACUGAAAAACAUAGAAAACGCUCGCUGUCUUUUGUUGCUGGGUGAUUUCACUACUACGGACCACAUAUCUCCUGCUGGAGCGAUAGCAAGGAACUCACCGGCUGCCCGUUACCUCGCUGAGCGCAAUGUUAAGCCUAGUGAUUUCAAUACAUACGGCACACGUCGUGGCCAUGAUGGAGUUUUGUCCAGAGGGGCAUUUGGAAAUAUUCGUUUGGUCAAUAAGCUUAUCUCCAAGGUUGGACCGCGUACUCUGCACAUUCCUAGCCAGGAGGUGCUGGACGUGUACGAUGCUGCCCAGAAGUAUCGCGAGGAAGGUACUCCAUUGGUUUUGGUGGCUGGCAAGGAUUACGGCAGUGGCAGCUCCCGCGAUUGGGCCGCCAAGGGUCCUUACAUGCUGGGCAUUAAAGUUAUUAUUGCGGAGUCUUAUGAGCGCAUCCAUCGUUCCAACUUGGUAGGAAUGGGCAUUAUUCCCCUGCAGUUCCUUCCCGGUCAAAAUGCAGAGACUUUGAAACUUAAUGGUCUCGAGGUAUACAAUAUUAUUCUCCCAGAAAGUGGAUUGAAACCGGGCCAGAAAAUCCAAGUCAAGGCUAAUGAAACUGUAUUUGAAACUAUUCUGCGAUUCGAUACCGAUGUGGACAUUGCCUAUUACAGGAACGGUGGUAUCCUUCACUACAUGGUUCGAAAGAUGUUGUCUUAACUUUUGUGUUAUAUUUUCUAUACCAUUGUAAAUAGUAAACAGAUUAAAUAAUUACUUUAUAUAAGUCUCUGUUAAUAAAAAUGAAUGGAAAAGAAA